Messenger RNA from Stylonychia lemnae, 1074 nucleotides. NCBI's taxonomy places the organism in Eukaryota, Ciliophora, Spirotrichea, Sporadotrichida, Oxytrichidae. The record is from the annotation of a GenBank genome assembly.
AUGGCUAGUUAAGUCUCAAAGUUAGGAAUCGAUUUAGAUCGUUCAAUGGAUACAAUUGGCUCAACUAAUGUACUUUACCUAAACUUAAUUUUAGUUAGCAUUAAUUAGCAUCACAUUAUGAAGUACCAAACUUAGCUUCCACAAGACUUAGUGGCAGCUUGCUUCAGAGUUGGAAACUAUAUGAAUCUCAGAGAUUUACCUGAUUUAAUUGGACCAAACAGUGUCCUAUAAGCUUUAAAGGAAAAACUUGAGAAAGCUAAUGCCUUAUCUCAGAUCAAUGCAAAUAAUCGAUAGAAAUAUUCCACACUUGGAAAAGGUAACGGGGUGUUUCAGAAGUUCGAAUGGAUCCCUGAUCAAUUCUCAGCUUAGAAUAGUAGAGAAACUAUGGGUAAGCUGCAUAAGCUUGCUUUCAACCCUGCUAAAGUAAAAAAGAACAUCAAAUAUGAGUAUCCCUUUUUGGGAAAAGAUGAAACUUACACCUACAGCUUUUUAUUGAUUGAUGAUCCUUAUGAUGCAACUAAAGAUGAAAUUUUGAGAACAAAGUGGAUGGAAGAGGCAAGAAUGCUUUAUGGUGACUUUAAACCGUCUGGUCCAUAAAAGCCUUUAACUGAUGUCAGCAAGAGUAGAAUGCAAGACAUUGUAGAAACUUUAAAGAAAUUGCUUUUAUCUGACUGGAAUGAUGUUAAUUUUGUGAUUGGAAGUAAGGCUUAUACUUUUUUAUAAUUUAUUUCAGCUAAUCCGAAUGACUUCAUUGAGAUUAAAUUUGAUCUGACCACUAUUGAUACUCUUCAAGGCCUGCAUGCCUAUAUGAAUACAUUACUGUACAAUAAUGAGGAAAUAAUGAGAUUUUGUCUAAGGAAAAUCAGUCAUUUCUGGGGCUAUAAAGAAGGAAGCUACAUUUACUACAUGUUUGCACCUCCUUGGAAUGAUAAAAUCAAUCAAAUAAAGGUAAACCAGGGUUCAAAUAAUCAAGCUAAUACAUAAACAAACAACAACAGUAGUCUGGAAACAACAGUUAAUCCUGCCAAUCCCAAACUUCCCACUCUCUACAGUAGAGAUAUUAAUAUAAACUGA